Messenger RNA from Durusdinium trenchii, 1607 nucleotides. NCBI's taxonomy places the organism in Eukaryota, Dinophyceae, Suessiales, Symbiodiniaceae. The record is from the annotation of a GenBank genome assembly.
GUUCGUUUCAGCAAUUCUUUGAUUAUAGCACACACCUUUGGGUCAUGGCGCCCAUUUUAUCCAAGGAGCGGCUGCCCCCCAAGAUGAGACCAGAAGAUGCGGCCAAGGUCGUGGCGCAGAAGGCUCGGCCCUUCCUGGAUAGCUUCUUAAAGCUUGUGGAGGUCUCCAUCCAGACUGGUGGUGUGGUGGUGGAUGAAGCGAAACUGAUGGCGAGCAACCUCGGCAGCCUCGUGGACAAGUGCAUGCACGGUAGUGCAAAGCUUCUGCAGGCCUUGUGUUGUAUCGACCUGGAAAAGUUCACAAGAGGUCCAGAGAAGCCAGCGCUUCAAAGCCAGCUGCCGGUGAUCUUCGUCUUAGGGCUGCUGGCCAUGCUGUACAGCGCCUUCGUGUUCGCUUACAUGCCUGCAGCCGGCCUCUCGCUGAACAGUACAGAGAGCUUGCUUUUCCACGCCUUCGUCUUCUUGACGCUGGCCAGCUUUGCACAGGCCGCGCGCACCGACCCGGGCGACGUGCCAGCGGGUCCCGAGUGGCGUGACCGCGAUCAGCCACCCAGGUGUAUGCACGAGCAGAAGAGAUUUAGUGGAGAGGCACGCUGGUGCCGGAAGUCGCAGGCCUUCAAACCCGAUCGUGCUCACUUCUGCCGAGCUAUGGGUCGCGUGGUGCUUCGCAUGGACCACCAUUGCCCAUGGCUUGGCAAUACCGUGGGCUGGGCCAACCACAAAUACUUCUACUUGUUCCUGGCCUACACGAACAUGGCGUGCGGGAUGCUUGGGCUGAACGUGCUGGACCUCUUGGUGCACGCAACCUUGCCGGCCCUGACCACCUUCCUGCUCAUUGGCACUGAAGCAUUGACGUUCCUCCUCUCCAGCAUUCUGGUUCCCUUUUUCCUCUUCCACACCUGGCUCAUCAUCCGCAACAUGACCACCAUCGAGUUCUGCGCCUCCUUUGCGCGUGGCCCCGAUGAGAAGCCCUACGACAAUCCUUAUGAUGUGGGCAUCUAUCAGAACGUGUGCGCGGUGCUUGGAAGCUCGCCCUUGGUUUGGUGGGCACCUGUGGGUGGUCCAAGUGGCAAUGGCAUUUUCUUUCCACGCAAAGGAGUACCAGAGCACUUUGUGAUUUCGGAUGAGAAUGAGGAGGAUCCUGAAGCUGCUCAUCCUGUCUCAGAAGAAGGUAGUGAAGCUGGCAGUGGACUGGAGGUGAAGGAGGAUGCCUCCUGCAACUUCUUCGUUUGGGUGGAUGCGGCUGAAUUCACCGAUGACCUGAAGGUGGGCUGCGAGGUGAUCCUGGAGACCGCAGAGGAUGCCUACUUGUCCGCUUGGCGCCUCCUAUCGCGCUGCCGUGGGCGACCACGACGGAAGUCCAAGCGCGAGCCAACGGAAGUGCAGGCGAGCGACGACUCGAGCGACUCCAAGUCCGAAGGCGAAGCCUUUUUAUGUGUUUGAAGAGCAGACCGAGCAGACAGCCCGGGCGUGCGGCCAAUGGCAGUCACAGCAGUCGCUGCUGGUUGGGCAUGAAGUUUACUCUUGCACUCUUACAAUGGUGGUAUUUGAGCACUGGAACACCUUGUCUCAUUGUCUCAUUUUCUGCGGAUUAUGGCCCCCAUGUAC